Messenger RNA from Xyrichtys novacula (pearly razorfish), 5321 nucleotides. Lineage: Eukaryota; Metazoa; Chordata; Actinopteri; Labriformes; Labridae. The record is from the annotation of a GenBank genome assembly.
ACUGCAGUAAAGCAGGUUGAUGAUGAUGUCACACUGUUUCCUGCUCAUGGUAAAAGGACUCCAACACAUAUUAACACACCGACUAACUAAACCUGUUCAGGAUACCAGGCCUGAUUCAGCUGAAAUGUACUGUCAGUGGAGUCACGUGGACGCUCUCUGCGACAGACUGUAGUGUAAGCUCUCGUUAAAGCAGCAUCAGCUGAUGCUACACCUUUUCAGCACCGCGGACAGCUCCGUUCUGCAGACCGAGCAGAUGGACACGGUUAUAAAAAGUCCGCGAAGAGCAACUCCGCACCCCACGUCAGCACUCCAUCCAGCAUGGAUAACAGAUUCAGCUCCACGCACAGAAUCCCUCAGGAUGAGUUUUCACGAUACAGACCAUUACGCGCGGCGUUAGACACCAGAGUCGAGUCUACGAGCAUGAGCCUAAGGUUUCAGGAGAAGGAUUUGAUGCGCGGUUUGAACGGUCGUCUCGCAGGAUUCAUUGAGAAGGUGCACCAGCUGGAGCACCAGAAUCAGCUGCUGGAGAGAGAGAUCGAGGACAUCAGAGGGAAAGCGAAAUCCGCAUCCUGCUUGGAGGAGGAGUACGGACCGGAGCUGAAGAAGCUGAGACAGCUGGUUCAGGAUAUCUCCCACCAGAAGCAUCAGAUUGAGCUCGAGCACCAGAAUUUAGAGGACGACCUGUGCAAGCUGAAAAGACAGCAUGAGCAGGAAGAGCGCGGCAGAUCGGAUGCUGAGAGAAGUAUCGUCCUCUUUAAGAAGGACAUCAAUGACGCCUAUCAGGCUAAGCUACACCUGGACAAGAAGGCGCAGGCUCUCGUGGACGAAAUCCACUUCCUAAAGAGAAACCAUGAGGCUGAAGUUUCAGAGAUGGUUGACCAAAUCCAGAGUGCGCAGGUGAGCGUCAAGACGCACGGAUUUGGCGACCCUGGCGUCACUGCAGCACUGAGGGGGAUCAGGUCACAGCUGGAAGGUCAUGCCGUGUCCGACCUCCAGCAGGUAGGAGAAACUUUCCGAUCUCAGUUUGCAAAACUCACAGAGGCAGCUGAGAGCAAGAGGGAGGCGUUAAAAGUUUCCCAACAAGAGAUCCAAGAGUACAGGAGGCGCCUGCAGGCCAAGAACAUUGAGAUGGACUGCGCUAAAGGCACCAGGGAGGCGCUGGAGAGGCAGCUGCAUGAGGUGGAGGAUCGCCACAAGGAGGAAAUGAUUCAUUACCAGGUGAGACUUUUUCUGAAUGAAGCCUUGUUCAGCACUCUUGUGAUAUUUCUUAUUAAACAGCGUUUUUUCUCCUCAAACAGAACACAAUCAAAGAGCUGGAAAACGAGCUCAUUAACUGCAAGUUUGAUAUGUCCGGUUACCUGCGGGAAUACCAAGACCUGUUAAAUGUGAAGAUGGCUCUAGAUGUGGAGAUCAUGUCUUACAGGUAAGAAUGGAAACCCCAUUGUUACCAGAAAGGUGUUUUUUUUCUUGGUUUUGAUGAUGUUUUGGGGUUUUCCUGACAUUUCCGUAUUACAUUAGACCAUGUUAAUUACGAUAACCCUGCAAUUAUGUACAGCGGAACAAGAGAUGCACCGAUCCAUUUUUGUCCGAUCCAAUCCGAUACCUGGGCUAAGCAUAUCAGAUAUCCGAUACUGAUCCAAUAUUAGCACUCAGCAAAAAGACUGAAAUUCAUGAGGUAAACAAAGCUAACAAGACUUUUUGCUAUAAUCUUUCAGCCAUGUUUUUCCAUUUUUAAACUAAAGUUUUAACCGAAAAUACAAAUCACAGUUGAAUUAAUUAAAAAUAUUAAGCUGCUUAUUUUGUUUAACUGAGAAUGUGAAACUGAGCGUGUGAAUCAUAUUUUUGUGAUAUUUGAAUUCACGUUUCUGUCCUCGUUUAGCUUUUUCUCAGGGCUUUACAGAUGACAUACCCCUGAACAUUAAUUAGGCAAACGCAACAACUUGGUCAUUGUCUCUGUUAUCUGCUUAUGGGUUAUACUGCAUUGUUGCAAUCAGCAGUUUAGAGAUGCACUCACCAGCUCUGCUGCUGUUGCCUGGAUUGCAGGACAGGAUCUUGCUCCACUUCUCUGAGAUGGUUUGGACCCAGUAGCUCCUCUGAUUACCCUCAGAUCUGUGUCCAGGACUAUCACUAUCACUACUACUAUCACCCACUACUAUGACAACUAUCAAGACCAGACACAGAAACUGACACUUCUGCCACAGUGUCAACUGGCAGAGUUUAAGUGUUACCCUCAUACUGGCAGUGCCAUAUUUUCCGGACUGUAAGUUGAACUUUUUUUCAUAGUUCAGCUGGGUUUGCGACUUAUACUCAGGUGCAACUUAAAUAUAUUAAAAAAAUAUAAUAAUUUCAUGUAUAAUUUGGUCUUGGAUUUUGUAAAAUAAAUUUCUCCCCAAAAAUACGACUUAUACCGGUAUGUUUUUCUUCUUCGUUAUACAUUUUUUGGCUGGUGCGACUUCAGUCUGGAAAAUAUGGUAAUUUAAAGGGUUUAAAAUCAUAUCACAUGAGAACAAAGCCCAGCAGUAAUUAUGAUAAAUUCAGUUUUAAUACACUCAAUCAGAUAAAGUCAAAUAUGUCUCCUAUUUUGCAGGAAACUCCUAUGUGGAGAGGAGGCUCGGCUCUCCUCCAUGUCAGACUCCCACGUCUCCCUGCCCUACAUCUACCACCAGUCCCCCAUCUACACCCUGCCCUGCUUCAGUCGACCGGGUGCCCCACACAGAAGAGCUGAGCCACAGUACAAGUUUGUAGAGGAGAUCAUAACAGAGACCACCCGAGAAAUUGAGAUGUCUGAGUUUGAGGAGUCUGGAUCUGAGGAGACUGAGGGGGGAGGGGAUGAGCAGGAGUGUGCCAAAAGGGAUGGAGGGGGCGGUGAGGAGGAAGAGGACGGUAAUAAAGACAGUGGAGAGGAAGAGGGUGAGCAGGAGCCUGAUGGUGAGCAGGAUCAAGUAGGAGAUUCAGUGAAUGGAGGUGAAGAUGAGAGUCUUGUUGGAGUGGAUGAUGGUGUAGUAGAACAGAAAAACAAAGACGAGGCAGAGGAGACUGAAGGAGGCAGUGAAAUCAAAGCUUUGUUGAAAGAGAGAAUGAAGGAGGAGGAGGAGGAGGGAAAAAAACAGCAACACCAUGAAGUGGCUGAAAACACAAAAAACAAAAAUAACACUGCAGUCCAUAAAGACCUCACUUCAAAACAAGAGGAUUUAAAGCCAAAAGCCUCUGCAGAGGAGAACAAAAGCUUGGCCAAUGUGGCUGAAGAAUCAGACAAAAACUCAGAGCUGAGCAGUUCUGACCGAGUGAAAGAUGACAGACCCAUUUUAGCUUCAAGAGCAGCUGAAAUAAAGAGCGCUCUGUCUCAAAAGACUAAGGAUACUUCAGAGGAGGCUCCAAGUACAAUAUUUAAACCUGAGGAAGAAGAACAGAGUCAAACUGAGCCGGUAGCAGCCAGUUUACUUGAAGCUGCGAAAACUGCAGAUAAAGUAGCAACAGAGGACAUGAAUAAAGUCAGAGAUGAAGAGCCGUCUCUUACGCCUGGUGUGAAAGGUUGUCCUGAAGCCGAGGAUCAGAAGCCGAGCAGUACAAUCCUGAGUGUUACACCAAAGGAGGAAGCAAAUGCAGAAGUGAAAGAGUUUAAUCCGGGAACAACACAGAGCAGCCAGGAUCAGAAAUCCCAGCAGAAUGACACCUUAGAGAAAAUGAACAACUUUCAAGGUAAACCUGAGAAGAUGGAGAGUGGUAAAACAGCAACUUACGAGGGCGAGUGAAAGCAAGACAGUGAGGGGGUGAUGUCUGCAGAGGUACAGUAAAAAAACAAAAAUAAAGACCUCCCCGCCUUGAAAUAAUGACACAGCAGCAGCAGACAGACACAUAAGGGACUGUGAGACUGUGAGGAAUAAUGAAUGGCUUAUCAAAGAAAUGCAGAUUCAAUGCAUGAAGCAGAGCAAAGCAGUGAGACAAACGCACAACGCUGCACUUUCUCUUCAGGGUGACCAUUGCAAAAGGAGAGCAUGAUGCUUGAGAUGUUUGCAGCAACUUCCAUUAUGAACUUCAAAUCAACUUGUGAUCGAUUUGUGAUGUGAAUAGAUGACUUGUGACUCACCAUCAACCUAGUGUAAUCAUGAAUGUAGAAAAAAGCCAAGGUUUUUGAUGUCUGUGUGUGCUUGGCUGUGUAAUAAAAAUAAAUGCAAUAUCAAAAAAAAUACUUUUCUUAACAUCAGCACAUUAUUUACUUUCCAAGAGAUGCCUCUCAUUACGUUCAAUUUAUCUUGAUUACUGCUGGAAUUUAAAGCUCCUGUGAGGAACUGGUGGUCUUGUUUUCUUUAGUAUAUCAACCCACUGAGCAAUAGACGGCUAUUAGACGUUUUUUUUUUUUAGACCUAAUUUCAACUGUCUAGAUUCUGUAUGGUUUUAGACGAAAUGUAGACAUUGCAUUUUAAUCCAUUGCUCGAUAACUCUUUAUUUCAAAAAUCAACUGUGAGUUUCAUAACUGAUCUCCAAGUACUUAACCAAAAUAAUAAUGAUAGCCAUUGAGUAAUUUACAGUGUAGUAUAGAUAUAGCCCAGAUUUAGACUUGGUCUAAAUUUAGAUGUCUAAAAAAACUUUCAUUUUUAGACCUGUGGUAGCCUGAUUUUAGACCAGUCAUCUAGGCUAUAUUUAGACAUCUAUUAGACCUCUUUAAGACCAAAAAAUCCUCAGUGGGAUAAAAAGACUGAAAAAUGAGUUUCAAUAUGGUUUGUUUUGGAUGUCAAAAACCUCCUCACAGGAGCUUCAAGUGAGGAAAUAAACUAGUAUCAAGAACUCAAACCAGACAUUGACUAUUUUUCAAACAAUCACAACAUGACAAGGCCACUCAGGUUGGCACAAAUGACCCCUUGGAUCCAUAGUGCUGCAGAAUAAUCAUAAAUAGCAUUACCAAUCAGGCAAAUACUAAGCAUCAGACCAAAAAGGCAGUGACUGGGUCACCUUUUUUAAAAUUCACUUUUCCUAAAGGAUGACAUUUUCACUUCAAAACAGGCCUUUUCUGGAUUCAACACUUUCCGAGUCGAGUUUUUCCUUGUGAGAAAAACAAUUCCAUAAAAACCUCUUUCAGGACAUACUCUUGAUUAAAGUUUGUUCACUAGAGUCAACACAUUUCCAUUAAUUGUAAGCUUGUUUUUAUCCAAUGUUGUGUCUUGAUUUGUGUUGCUUAUCCCUGUAAGUCCCAAGUGGCUUUGCUACUUAACAGCCUUCAUUCUGUGGAAGGUCUUAAGCCACCUGAGACAUUCAAAAUUAAAUUUAGAGUGCAGCCACCUGUUAUUACCAGAGUUUGAGUAUAAACAAAAGACUCUCGAGAG